AAGUGGUGGGAGGGGAAAGAAGAGGGCCCAGGGCUGGGACGGGAGCAUCUUGAGGCCCCUGCAAAGCCAGAGCUGCUCAGGUUCUGCAGGACGGUGGGCCUUGCGGGAGGGCAAGAGAGUAGCUCCGCGCUAGGGAGAGGUGGCAAGGCGGGGAGCUGGACUCCCUCCCCCCUCCCCCAGCCCAGCUCCCCGAAAACGUCGGGCUGCUCCGGGGCCGGGAUGGGUCCGGGGAUCCCAGCUGGAGGCGCCCCGGUGCUCUGGGUGACUGUCAUGUGCUCGUGGAUGGUGGAGUCGAGGGCGGCGGCCGGAGCCCAGGCGGGCAGUCCAGCUCGGGAAUGCUCUCCCGGAGGGCACCAGGUCCUGCAGAGCCCUCGGAGGAGCGUGCAUUGGAAUGCCUCAGAGCCUGCGGAGCUGACCUGUGACCGCUCCCUCCGCCCAGGCUGGUACCGCUUCCAGAUCUCAGACAGACCCGCAGAGAUGCCCACCGCGUGCGUAGAGGCACACCGCUGUGGCACCCAGGUCCCGCUCUGGCUGUCUCUGAGAGAAGGCGAAGCCCUGCCGUUGCCCGGGGAGGCCGUGCAGCUGACAGCCUGCGCCUCCUGGGAGUUCUUGGGUGCCGCCAAGGACUGCUGCCUGUUCCGGAUCCCUGUGACAGUGAGGAACUGCCGAUCCUUCCUGGUCUACUUCCUGCAGCCCACCCUGGGCUGUAUGGGCUACUGCGCGGAAGCUGUUUCCGGCCCGGCAUCGCCACUGUGUGGCCCCGACGAAGCGGACGCGGAGGGCACCUGUGCAGGGCCUCUGGCUGCCCCAGCAGCACCGCCACCCCGUCCAGGGGCUCCCGAGAUUACAAUCACGUGGCUGGAAAGCAGGAUCUUCCUGCGGUGCACCUUUGGUGCGUCCCUCCCCGGCAGCCCCCUGGGAUUCAUCAUUGCUUGGUCCAGACGUUCUUCAGAAGGAUUCAAAGAGGAGCUGAAGCAGGAGACCACCGUCGAGGAAUCUUCCCUUUUAGAGCUUGAUGGCAUCAACGUGAGGCUCGGAGACAGGGUCUCCUGCAGAGCGGCUACCUUUCUCCUGGAGGAUCCGGCCGUUCAGAGCUCGGCCACCCACAGUGAAGAAUUCUUUGCAGGCAUUCAGCUGCACCCCGAGGCGAGCACCAUCGCGGAAGAUGGCCGAGAGCACCAGCUCAGGAUCCAGAGCACCGUGCCAGUCCUCUGCCCCGGGCCCGGCCGGCCUGGCCAAGGAUGCGGAGUCUCACUGAUGCUGAGCACCCUGGACCAAGGUCGUGACCAACCAGGUUUCAAUCUGGCUCUUUCUCAUUGUCAAGUGGACCUUCCUGAGACCUUAUCCUGUGAGAAUGGAACUUGUAGCCAGGCGGUGCUGCAUUUCACGGCCGUAACAGACUUUGCGCGGGAUGGAGAUAGAGUUACCGAGAUUGCUGUGGAGCCCGUUACCAGGGAGAGUUUCCUGUGGAGCAGCUAUGUUCCUGAAAGCAUUCAGAUCACCGUGAAGGACGUGCCCACUGCCAGCUGCUAUUCAUUCACCGACCCGCAUGUAAUCACGCUGGAUGGGAGGCGUUACGAGCAUUUCAGGACGGGAACGUUCGUGCUCUAUAAGAGUGUGUCUCGAGACUUUGAAGUCCACGUUCGCCAGUGGGACUGUGGAAGCACUCACUCCCGCGGGUCCUGUAACUGUGGCUUUGUUGCCAAGGAAGGAGACGACGUUGUGGCUUUGGACAUGUGCAGCGGCCAGCUCCACGCGUCACAGCCCUAUGUAUCUGUGAAGAGCAGAGGCGCCAGCAGCAGCAUCAAGAUCAAGGAGUCGUAUUUGGGACGGAAAGUCACAAUCUUCUUUUAUUCUGGAGCUUUUGUUCGUGCUGACCUGAGCGAAUGGGGCAUCAGUUUGACGAUCCAGGCUCCUAGCUCGGAUUACAGAAACACCCGGGGACUUUGUGGCACCUUUGAUGAAGACCCAGAGAAUGACUUCCAUGAUGAACAUGGCACCAUGAUCAAGGAUGAGUCCAAUCCAUACCUUGUUUUCAGUAAUGAAUGGAGGAUGUCACCAGGAAAGAGCAUGUUUGACAAACUUCCAGUUUCUCGAAAGUCUCCUCGACAGAUCUCCUACUGCAGCUGUUCAGGAAACAAGGCUGGACUCCCAUCUGCUGGCCCUUGGGCUGGUCCGCCCGAAUCCGGAACCAUUCCGGGAUGCACCGAUGGCAGCCACAUCAGGCGUCCUUCCUUGAUACCAGAACUAGACGUCACUGCGGAGUACAUCUGCGUUGAUGGGCUGAGAAACCAUCUCAAGAAGCGUUCAGUGAGAGGAGGAGGAGACAGCGAUGCAGCGGCCUUCCCUUCUAGCCAAGACGAUGCUGCGAGUCUAGCACGAGGUCAUUCAGAGGGACUGAUUCACCAUGAAGGCAGCCAAGGAAGAGCAGCUCCUUUGGGAGCCAGGAGGCAGACGCGGACUUCGGAUCGCCGUCGCCAAGAAGGACGGCCUGCACUGAGGAGGCGGAAGAGGCAGAGCCUGCGCGAACACCCGCCCACAUUGGCUUUCCAGACUCUCAGUCCCGCCGACCUGGACGCAUUCAGCUAUUUCUUCCCCGAGGACCACGGCGCUGCCCCCCACGCGGCGCUUGUGCCCUCCUGGCCCACCCCUUCGGGCCUGACGGAAGCCCGCGUCGUGGCAGUGUGCCGGCAGACCCUGGCCAACUCCAGCAUCGGAACGUUGUGCUCGGGCUUUCUGGGGGAGCACAUAGAUGGCGCGGUGGACAUGUGCGUGAGGGACGUGCUCUUGAAGGAUGACCUGAGCUGGGCCGAAGCAGGUUUGGCCCUCCUGGAAAACGAAUGUGAAAAGAGGCUUCUGGAAGAAGGAAAGUACAACCCGGGCAGCAACGAACAAUUCCUGGAAGACAUUCUUCUCGCGUUCAGGUGUCCCAACUUGUGCAGUGGACACGGGCGCUGCAUGGAAUGGGGCUGUGCGUGUCUCCAGGGCUUUGGUUCCUAUGACUGUGGCGUGCCUUCUGACGCAGCCUCGACCCACGUUGCACCCUCUCCGGCGUCCCCCGUGGCCGUGAGCAGCCUCUCUUCUGGGGUGGCCGUGAAGGCUGAGGGUCCCCCUGUGAUGGCCAGCAGCAGCCCAGAGCCCGGCCGCUCUCUGAGGCCCAGCCCAGCCCCCAGGACCUCAGGCAGCCUCCGGCGGGACGUGCUGGGACCCGGCCGCAGCUCGGCCUCCUCGGCGCCGCCUACGGGGGACCCCUGUGCGCCCCCGCCCUGCUUUCAGGGUGUGCCCUGCGCUCCAGCCCUGGAUGGAGGCCCCCGCUGCGGCCGCUGCCCCCCCGGUUACUAUGGAGACGGAGCCUCGUGCCAAGCUCUGUGUCGGCCCAGCUGUAAGAACGGCGGGAAGUGUGUCCGGCCCGGGGUCUGCCAGUGCCUCCCAGGCCUUGGUGGCAUCUCCUGUGAAGAAGCCCAUUGCAGCCCUCCGUGCCAGCAUGGCGGGACCUGUGUGCCUGGCAACCUCUGCACGUGCCCCUACGGCUUUGUCGGCCCGAGGUGCGAAACGAUGGUCUGCAGCAGGCACUGCGAACAUGGUGGCACGUGCGUCGCUACAGAUGUCUGCCAGUGUCCGCAGGGCUGGUUUGGCCCUACCUGUGCCACAGCCUCGUGUGAGCCGGCGUGCCUCAACGGCGGCCUCUGCCACAAGCCAAACGCCUGCCUGUGCCCGGCCGGAUUCUUCGGGGCGACGUGUCAGAACGCCAUCUGCCAGCCACCCUGUCACAACGGCGGCCACUGCCUGAGAGACAACGUGUGCUCCUGCCCGGAGGGCUACGCCGGAUGGAGAUGCCAGAAAAGCGUCUGUGAGCCGGCGUGCAUGAACGGGGGCCGCUGCGUCCGGCCCGGCGUGUGCUCCUGUCCGUCGGGGUGGCGAGGCAGGCGCUGCAGCUCACCCAUCUGCCUGCCCAAGUGUCAGAAUGGGGGACACUGCUUGGGUCCCGGCGUGUGCCGUUGCCCCUCUUCCUGGGGAGGCGUCCACUGCCAAACAGGUAAGUCUUUGAGGCUGGCUGGCUGCCCCGGGAGUCUGGGGGGACACGAGGAGCCCCUGGUCUGGGGCUUCGUCCCCACUAGGAGCUCCUUCGUGGGCCGCCAUCGAGGCCUGGGAAGCGGCUCCAGCGGCCCGGGGCGGAGGCCGCCCUCCACGCCAGUCCGAGGCAGGAGCCUGGCGAGGAAGCGGCGUCCCGGAGGCCCACUUCUGCGGCCACGAGCCCGGGAGAAGCGCAUCCCCUCGGCCUCCCCAGAGCCCAGCUCCGACCCUCUCUCGGCCCCGUCAUCCCCGCGUGCCCACUUUAAGGUGGGGGAGGGGGAGGCCCACAAAGGUCAGGAGGCCCCCUGGCUCACGGGCCGGGGCUGAGCCCCCCACCCCCACCCCUCUGGGCCUGGCCUCCCCCCGCAGCAGGGCCGGCUGCUCACCCCCAGAGGCCGUGUGCCGCCUCCUCCUCCUCCUCCUCCCCCGGAGCCCGUCUGCUUGGCCGGGGCUGAGGACGGCCGCUGCAGAGGGGCUCAGAGCCGCGCCGGGGCCUGGUCCGGCCUUCCCGAGGGGCCUCAGGCCCCCGAGGCUGCCCCGCGGCCAGGGAGAGCCACGAUAGGGACCUCGGACCCGGCCAGGCUCUCCGGGCAGCCUGCGAGAGGGGCUCGAGGUCGGCCGGGCUGCUGCGCGUGGAGGGCUUCUCGGCCUCUGACGGCUCCACGUUCUGCCUCUCUCCAGGCUCCAAGUAGCUCAGGCUCGGACGGCGGAGCCUGAAGGACCUCCAGGGCCGCCCGAGCCCGGCUGGAGUCUGGGAAACCUCGGCGCACCCCAGAGCUCGGCCUCCGGAGAGGAUCCCGAGGGCGGUGGGCGGCAGGCGCGGGGCUCCCCAUUUCCCUCUUCGCCCCGGGGGGGGCAGCCUCUGUGGGGACCCGGCAGAGCCCUCUCGGCUCCGACCCUCGUUCCAUGCUCAACGCCGUGCGGGCCUCGUGCUGGGCGCCUCGGGCUCAGGGGGCACAGCUGGCGUCCGAGCAGGGGCCGGAGGACCAGGAGGCCCCCCUGGCGGAGAGGCCUUUGGGGGCAGCCGACACUGGGGGUUUGCCAGAGGAGCGUCGGCCCUCGGAACCCCCCCAGCCCCCCCCCCCGCCGUCCCACCUCCCUGAGCCGUGAGGAGGGACGUCCGGGCGAGCCGUGGCCGCGCCAUGUGUUGUCCUCAGAACCGGCGGGGACUUUGCCCCUGGCCUUGUGGGCCCCUCCUGGGAGGACGGCGGGCUCAGACCACCCAGCCAGGCCUGGCAAAGGCAGGACUCGGCCCGUCCCCCAGCUCUGGCCAGACUCUUUCUGGGGCGUCUCGGCUGCCUCUGCGGAGGCUUCCGACCUCGUUACGGGAUUCGCCUUUCCCAAUGCCGCCAUGUUUCUCGCCAUCUUCACCGGCGGUCCUGACGGGGUCCAUGUGGAGGCGCAGCCUCUCUCCGGGCUCUUCUCGCGGCGAGCUGGGAGGCUGCUGGCUCCGGUCCGGGGUGGUGGGGCAGCAGUCUCCCUGUGAUGGAGCCGGACGGGGGACGUGAGUGACUUAGGUAGAGGCAGCGCGUCCUCAAGAGGGCCCAAAGGGGACUGAAAGGUGGCUGCAUUGGGGACCUCAGGAGCUGAGUUCAAAUCUUAGCCCUUCCACUCUCUACUCCCAUGACCCCAGGCAGGUUCAUUGACCCCCCCCCCCCGGGCCUCAGUUUUCAGUGAGGGGAGUCUGGGGGUUGGAUCUGUCCUAGGGAGAGGACAGACGUUUGCAAAAGCACUGGGCAAUGCAAACGUUAGAGGGAUGGACAGGAGUACCUGACAGAGUCGCAUGGGAGCGUCGGGGUCAAGAUCUGGGCCAGGAUUCUGAGGCCCAGCAGUCUUGGCACUUCUCUCCCGAGGGACCUUGGGUUGGAGGUUUGGACACAGCUUUCUGGCUUUGGGCGAUGCCAGCUGAAGAGAGGAACCUUUUGACCCGGCUGCUGGCAGCUAGAACAGAGGACUGAGGACCCACUUCUCCACUGGACCUGCUUUGGACAAUUCUUCAUGUGAAGAUCCUGGCCCAUGUGAUGGGACUCCCCUUGUGAGAUUUGGUGUUGGGGAACCUGACUGCUUUCGCUUGGAUAAGUUAGGUGAAGAAAAGCUUAUAGGAAGUAGGGGUUAAGAUUCAUUGUCAUCAUUCUCCUAAGCCCUUUUCCUUCCUCCCUUUCCCCCAAAAUAAACAUGAUGUUUAUA
Messenger RNA from Monodelphis domestica (gray short-tailed opossum), 6261 nucleotides. Lineage: Eukaryota; Metazoa; Chordata; Mammalia; Didelphimorphia; Didelphidae. The record is from RefSeq and is a predicted model, not a curated record.